UGCUCAUAAACCUGUCAUUUUCAAAGAUUGACACAGUGAUACUUUCUGAAAUAUUUUAGGAUGAAAUCUUAAUUUCUUGGAUAAACCCGAUGUAUCUUCAGCCUGACAUUGUUGAUGAUAUAAGAGACAGUUUUGAGGAGAACUCGGAAAUUGAAUUGAAAGAUUUUUUAUUGGUAGGAAAGAAUGAAUGGAAUAGAAUAGCUUUAUGGCGUCAUAUGUAAUACCGUUAAUUUUCUAUGAAGUUUGUGGGCUUAUAGGAGGGAGGUGGGGUGGAGGGGGUUGGGGGCGGUGGGGGCUCAACGAACAAGGGACUUGAUGAUUUACCCAACACGCGGCUAUAGUUUUCACAUGUGAAUAUGGAUGUGACAAAUUUAUUCAAACACGAUAAACUCAUGAGUCAUGAUUCAAAAAUAACGAUUCUACACGGUGUAUUUCAAAAUCUGAAUGAUUUUGCAUCUUUGAAGCUGAUAAUACGAAAAUGCAAAAAUAUAAUUCGAAUCAGAACCAAGGGUUUGAAAUUUAAAGUGGCAGAAUGGCUACCAUGCAUGCAGUGAAUAUAAGAUCUGGUCGCCAAAUUUAAUAUUAGUUCUCCAAAUCAAUGUGUUAUGAAGUCCCUUUGUAUAUAGAUAACAUAAAAAAUAGUUGCAACAGUAGAAUAAAAAGCUAGAUCACUGAAAUAUUUUAGGACUUUAAAAUUACCUUAUUAUGGUUUUAUAUAUAAGUAGUUUUAUACGGGUUUUUUUUUCAAUCACCAUGAGGGCCCCCUUUGGCAAAUACCUGGUCGCUAGAAAUCUGGUCGCAAUCGGCGACCUGGUACCCGUUAAUUUCAAUUCCUGAUCAGAACACAUGGAUUUCUUGCAUGUGGGAGGAUGGGGAGCAGGGGCGUAUGCAGGAUUUUUUACUAGGGGGCAGUAGGACCUAUAUGCCAAGAAAAGUCCUGAAUAUCCAAAGAACAAUUAACAAUGACAUUCUAAAAAUCGUAAAUAUAGUUUUCUCUAAGUUGCCCCUACUUCCGCUAUGUACGGCCCUGAAGGGGAGGUCUGAUAGCGACGGUGAUUUAUGAAUAUCGUUCGAAAGCGGGUGGUCUCCUAGACAGGAGGGCCUAACGGCUUAAACGAUAAUUUAGGGUAGGAUGAAUUAUAUUUUAUUUUAAUGUAUCGCUCUGUUUUCGUUACUGCUGGUAACAGGAAGAAAAAUACGAAGCCUUGUUGGAAGAAUUGAAGAAAGAAGAAAUGAAAUGGCAAACAGUUGGUCCUGCUAAUAAGAGGUACUAUAUACGCUACCGUGGUUUGUGAGGAUAAUGAAGGCCGGAUAAGGCCCGCAAUUUGAUUGGUUAAUACCUGUGCAGGAUCAGACAAUCCUGCACGGAAAAUUUAAAUACUUCUGCAUAACGAUAACUUGUGCUGAAAGAGGAAUUUGUUUUUCUUUAUUAUUUAUACAUGGUGCUGUUAUAAGCACAGGGUUCCAAUUGGCAUUUUGCUUGUGCCUGGGGUUCAGUAUUAAAAAAAUUAAUAGCCCAAUUUUCAAGUUUUCAAGUACCCCCCCCCCCUAAAACUUUUUUUGCGAGAGGCUUAUAAGGUUAGCGCAAAUGAAUUAAUGAUACAUGUUUUGAUAUGUAUUUAGUAAUAUAUGGCUGUAAAGUAUAGUCCAUUUUACAGGUUUUGAUAUCAGUACUGAUGGAAAUUGGCAUGACUGCACUAUAAAAACAUAAUAAUUAGUGACAAUUGCAAUACAAUUACAAUACACGCAAUUUUAACAUUUCUUGUAUUGGUAAUGUCUUAUAAAAUUACCGUUCUAAGUUCUUUUGAAGAUCAAUACUAGACAAUUUGCAUGUUAGCAAAGCAUCAGGGGAAAAGUGGUGACCAUAAAUAUUGUGACGUUAUAAAGUUACCGUUUUAAAGGUCAAGUGCAGCUAAGAGAUGAGUGUGAUAUACUUUUACAAUUCAUGUAUAGAGUCUAUAUAUAGACGUUGGUUUAUAUAAUAAAAACUCUAGUUUUAGUACUCAAACUAAAAAAACAAGACCAUGCCUAUGCCCACAUUAUUAGAAACAACAGCUUUAAAAACAACACCGAAGAAUCCAAUUUAGUUGAUGACUACGUAUCUCUUAAAAAUUACAAUGUAAUGUAUGCCAAACAUGAAUCACAAUUCGUCAUUGCGUUAUUUGCGUAAAUAAUCAUUGCCUCAAUAAGUGAGUGAUAAGCGUAAUAACUAAUAUUCAGUACAUUGUACUAUUGAUAGCUGUACUGAAUACAAAGAAUAUAAUGUAUUUCUUGCUUUUUUUCUGAUUACACCAAUGUUAUUGCGACAGAUUUGCGCAAAUGUUAUUUGAUAUCACGCAUUGUAAUUAUAUAAAUGCGAACUGCCUAGUUUUCUGGACGUGAGAAGGUGAAGAAGACUGGGAACGUCCUAGUUUUUUGUGCGCAGGGGUCUGAGAACGUCCUAGAAUUACCUUAUUUGGAAAAAAACUAGGCUGUUGUCGUCAAAAACUAGGACGUUCCCAGACUCCAAAAUACCAAUCGCGCGUAAUGACGUUGUUUUAAUCUAACUCUAGACAUGUUGACAGAAUAAAAACAUUCCUAAAAUAGAGAUUAUUAAUAUAAUACGGAAACAGCUUUACAUAGGGUAUUAAAAUAGCGGAAUAUUUCGAAAUUAAGCACGAUAAUGUAGAAUACACGUACACAACACAAACUGACAACCGAUUUUGUGACCUAUAUCAGAGCGUCCUAGUUUACGCUUUCUGGUUGCCUAGUUUUUCAAUUUUUACCAUUUUUUUUCCUAAAAUUGGAAAAUUUAUGAGAUUGGGUUCCCAGGCACAACUGGCCUCAUUUGGAACCUUGUAAGUUAUAUGCUUAUGAUUGUAAAUUUCAUUCAAAUGUGUUUAUAGGUGGUAUGAGAAAGCAACUGAAGAUAGUCUGUCGACUGGCCUUGUUCAAGAAUGUUUUCGACUUUUUAAAUCUGAACCGAUAUUUAAACUUCUCACAACAUUUACUGGUCUGAAGUUAUCUAAUGUCGAUAUUGGUAAGAAUGAUGAGAAAAAUGAUGAACAAAAUGAUGAAAAUACAGAAGAAACGUCAGCUGAAGAUCAAGUAAAUGUUGCUUUAUUAAGAAUCUAUGUCAAGAGAGGCAUCGCAAUAGUUGUGCCAAGUAUACAUAGAAGAUACUACACGGCGGCGCGAAGACAAAAGUCAUAUCUUCAUGCCACAGUUGAAUGUUCUGUUUAUUAUAUAGUCUCAAGCAAAAAAUUGUGAAAUUUCACUCUCAAAAGCUCUCAAAAGCAAAUUGGAAAAAGUCACGUGAUCGAUAUCUUUACUAGUGAAGAUAUGGAAAAAAUCUCACUGUGUAUUUCUCAGUAUCUCAUGACUCUCUACUAUAUAAUAACUACCGAUGUCAACACGCUUUGUGAUUGGUUGAUUAUGACAAUAAAAGACAAUAAUAAUUGUUUGUUUUCCGGCAACACCAUGUAAUCUGUAUUCCGUAAUCAUGUAAUCCGGUAACACCAUGUCAUCAUACAUUCAUUUAGCAAAGCUCUCUCCUCUGCCACGCAGAGUUUCGAUCGGUAAGCCCAGGUCGUCAUCAGUGCAAUGGACGUAUGAAUUAAAACUUAGUCUGAGCGCACUUGAUACUGACAUUGGAAACUUGCAUGAUACAGCUGUCACCGCGCGUGGUGAUCAAAACUGGUACACCAAUAUUUCACAUCUUAACACUCGGUAUCAUUUUCAGGCGAGACAGAGUAGUUGUCAUGGUAACGUGUGUCGCUGGUCUCAUGGAUGUUACACUCUGAUCCACGACAAUGAUCCGGAGGCGUCCGACAUGGCUUUAGACGCUUGGUUCUUUGUUGAUUGUCAUGGUGAGUUAUUUCAAAUAACGUGGAUUUAGCAUUAUUAUUAUUUCCUUGCAUGGUACGGAUAACGGAUAACGUUCUGUUGUGAAGUACAAAUCUAGAGAAACUGACCUGGCCCUAUAUAAUAUUCUCCGAUGGACCAUUUGCAUUAUAGACUAAAUUUUGAUCUGGACAAAAAUUUCAUCCCAGCUUGAAAGAGCAUCACAAAAUUAGUAAUAUUCCAAAGUUUCGUUGCGAAAUGUUGUAACUGAAUGCGGAUAAUAUAGCCUUGCGAAGUUUGCCGUUUUUCAGUCAUUUUGUACUACGCAUGGGAAAUUGACAGCCCAAUCGGGUGUUGGGGCAUCAAUUUCCCGUUUGUAAUACAAAAUGACUGAAAAUUGCAAAUUUCGCAAGGCUAUAUUAUCCGCAUUGUACAACAUUUCGCAACGAAACUUUGGAAUAUUACUAAUUUUGUGAUGCUCUUUCAAGCUGUGAUGAAAUUUUUGUCUAGAUCAAAAUUUAGUCUAUAAUGCAAAUGGUGCAUUAAUAUGUAGCAUUUCUAUCUCACUACAGGAUGGGAAGAAGCGUUUGGAGGUCACACAAGUUAUUUAGCACGAGAGGAAGACGAAGAGGUACGGGAAAUGGAGUAGAAUAAGAAAUAUAAUCUGGUUUAUUGCUCGGGCCAUAUAUAGUGUAGUAAUUUAUUAACCUUUUGUAUGACGUAUUCACCAAUAACUUGAUAAUAUGGUAAUAUGUCACCGAUAUUAUGUCGGCUUGGCUUUAUAUUUGAUAAAACACGUGAUUUUUAUGAUAUAACAUUUAUAGUAUACGCGAGCGUUGAUUGGUCGAGAAGCGUGUUUCUAUAACUACGGAAAAGUUCUUGCCUUAAUACGCGCUUUUCGCUAUAAUCGGAAAAACGUUUAACACUUACCUGUAAACUAAAAUAUUUCUAUUAAUGCACACCGUAUUGGCAUCUUUGUGCCCCCCCUCGUCCAAUAUUGCUUUUGACAUUGUAUUUUACAAAGCUUUCAACUAACCAAUGUAUAAGCUUUCAAGAGUUUCAACAUUGAACGCGACUUCUUCUUCAUAAAUGUUGAAGACAUUAUGUUGGAAAAUAGAUAAACUAGGCCAAGGCUUGCAAUAAAGUCACGACGUAUACCGAUAAACUGAUCUUUCAGGUGUAAUCUUUGUUUUUCUCUAGUUACUGACAAUUUACCCGUGUUCAAACUCACUGGCACUGGUCUAUCGUGACACAGACACAGUAAAGUUUGUUAAACAUAUUAAUAACCGUUGCAAAACAAGUGAUAAUGAUGCUGGUUCAUCAAGUGAGAAACAUUCAGAUCGCUAUUAUAAUAUAAUGUGUACGUAUUUCGAGUGAAACACCCUAUAUUUAAUUAUGGUUGUUAAAUUUUAAUCUGUACGAAUCAUGUAUGUACAUUUAUUUCGUUUGUGAAGAUGUUGCGACAAGACAUCGGGACAAUUAUGCUUACUCUUCCUCCAAUCAUGCGUAUUCACGUCAUUAAAUCUAAACCGGAGAGAAAACAAACCACGAUAACGGUUCAAGUAGCAGUCAGGAUUCAUUCCAAUAUAUGGUUGGAUUCAUGUGGCUUAUACUUGCUUUUGCGACCACAGACUAUUUUGUAUGUUUUCUUGGAGGUAAUCGACCUAAAAACUCUAGCGAGUCCCAUUAAAAUGCAGAACCUAUCUUCAGUUUUAGCCUGGCUUAUGCUUGUUAUAUCUAUAGUACUGGCAUUUCUUUAUCAUGCUAUUGAGAAAUGUUGUUUUUCCAAAAGUCGAAAAUCUACAGGAACAAUUAUUCGGGACUACGAAAGAAUUGAAGCUGAAGCUGCAAUUUCGACGUUUAAGAAAGAGGCUAAACUCUUGCAAAACGAGAAGGAGAGAGAAAGGUUAAAGCAAUUCUUCAUGAGGUUAACGAUGGCAAGACUGCCUCGGAAGUUGUGGAAGAAGCUAAGAAAUGGUUGAUUGAUAGGUAUUCACGGUUCAACAAAGUCAAGAAAGAUUAUCAAGUUAAUGACGUACAGUUGGAUGAAAUUGAAGUUGAAAAUUAUAUGGCUAAAGAAACGAAACUGUUGCAUACAACAACAUGUGAUAUUGAAAGGCACUGAGAAAAUUCUCACUGCAGAAAUUUCACACUAUCCAUAAGUAGAUAUUACACGCAAAUUUUCUACCUAUAUUAAUUGCAGACUCAAUAACAUUACAUUGCUUCUUCGUCUGUAAUCAAUUUUAUGUAUGUGUUUAGCCCCUUGCCAAAGUCAAUUAUUAAGUCAGUAUAUCCCCCCCCCCCCCCCUAUAAAAGUAUUUGUAUCUUUCUGGAGGUCUUCGAAUUCUUUCUGGAUAUAUCUUCUUUCUGGUUGUGUUUCCGGUAUGUAGUGGUUGUUCGACCACGUUCUUCUUAUCAGGUUUUAGUUUGGUUCUUCGACUUUGGAUUUGAACCUGGUACGGUUUAGGUAUAUAAUUGUAAUAUACAGACAUGUACUGUGGCACAAUUUCUUCUUUAUCGAGAUUUUUGGGCAUCUCACUCGGUAGAACUCACAGUUGAAGGGUUUUUGUAGAGGAGCCUGCGUAGUGAUGCGUACUAAUUUCAUAGAUAUCUUAUAUAUACUAGAUAGCGCAUCUCUUUUAGUAAAAUUGAAGCCAAGAAUAUUACAGCGGUU
Molecule: messenger RNA, 6496 nt
Organism: Paramuricea clavata
Lineage: Eukaryota; Metazoa; Cnidaria; Anthozoa; Malacalcyonacea; Plexauridae
Source: the annotation of a GenBank genome assembly